AUGCUUUCCCCGUUGGUUUCUUGGUUCUUGUCUCCUUCCUCCUCCUCUUCCUCUUCCGAAGAAGAACAAAACCUUGACAUUAACACUCAUGAUCACACUAAGCAUCAAAACUUCAAUACACAAGAUGAUGAUAAUGACCAAUAUCUUAGCUCAUGCGAUGUGGAUGAAACCAUUCCCGUUGCUCUUGCCGUUCCCAGUGCCACCCCUGCCGUGACGGUGGCCUUUCCGGCCGACGAUGAAAGAAGCACGGUUCCCGGCACCACCGCCACCGUCACUGCCACCACAUUUGUAACACGCUCAAAAGGGCAGUGCUCCAACAAGUAUUCGGGCAUUGUGAGACAAUAUCAGAGACUGUGGACGAAGCAGGACGAGAAGGAACUGCUAAAGGGAUACCUUGAUUACAUUAAGCAGCAUGGGAGGACAACCACCACCCUCCAGAACGACGUAGCCUCGUUGUAUGAUCACGUGAGGCCCAAACUGAACGUCGAUUUCAACAAGAAUCAGCUUGUUGAGAAGCUGCGUAGACUAAAGAGGAAGCACAAAUUGGCUUUGAACAAAGGCACGGACAAGGAAGUUCCCUUUAGGAACCCCCAGGAACAGGCCAUUUUCGAAAUUUCAAACAAGAUUUGGGGCAAUGACACUGAUAACCUAUUAGACCAAGAGUAUUUGGAAGGUGAUGCGUCGGGACGCACUCCUGAAAGUCGUUACCUUGGGGGCAUCGUUAAGGUGAAGGUUGAUCAACUUGACAACAGUGAUGAAAUAGACGAGAGAGUGCCAAAGCGGUUGCGGCUAGAUGAUGCAGAAGAUGUUAACAGAACAAAUGAACAUAACAAUAGUGGCAGCCUGCAGGUCUUCAUUGAGGAGACCAUGAGGUCCUGUUUCUCCCCAUUGCUGAAAGAAAUGUUGGAUGAAGUAAACCAAGAGCCACCUCCUGGGUUGGUUCCAAUCCCAUUGCCGCUAUAUCCUGAGGAAGUAGACCAUGAGCAAUGGAGAAAACGAGGGAUUUUAGAGCUGGAGGUGUAUUUGAAGAGGUUGGAGUUGUUGCAGGAUCAGAUCAAGGCUAGAUUGGAGGAAUUGCGAUCUAGACGGGAGGUGUAUGAUAAAACUUCCCCAGGAUGUGCAGAAACAGCUUGUGCUUUAUCCAACACCAACAACUUCAACGAAUAG
This is a messenger RNA of Vigna radiata var. radiata (mung bean), 1167 nucleotides long. Its product is annotated as probable transcription factor At5g28040. The record is from RefSeq and is a predicted model, not a curated record. Gene Ontology annotation, biological process: regulation of DNA-templated transcription. NCBI's taxonomy places the organism in Eukaryota, Viridiplantae, Streptophyta, Magnoliopsida, Fabales, Fabaceae. Gene Ontology annotation, cellular component: nucleus. Bases 1 to 1167 code for a protein of 388 amino acids. The transcript has a single exon.